AUUUCCAAUGAAUUGUGUUCAAGUAGAACGUAUUCUAUGCACCUAUUUAUUGUUAUAAUGUAAUAUAUGAAGCAUUUCUCGUUUAUCUUUCUUUUAUGUUGUUAUGUCCGACAUAAUGAUGUCACAUUGGAAACUUUUUAGUAUUAUCGUAGUUUGUUUACAAAUAUCUGUGGUAUUGUCUUCAAAACAACACAAUGACCCAAUAGUAACGGUAAAAGAAGGCAAAGUAAAAGGUUCAUUGGGGUACCUGGUAGAUGGAUCCCCGUACUAUAGUUUCAAAGGAAUACCUUACGCAUCUCCGCCGGUGGGAAAUCUUAGAUUUAAGGCACCCUUGCCGCCUCGACCAUGGAAAGGUAUACGCGAUGCAAUAGAUUUUGGUCCUAUAUGCAAACAGUUUAAUAUAACAUACCAAGGCGAUGAAGAUUGUUUGUUUAUUAACGUUUAUACGAAAUCUUUAAACAAAGGGGCUAAGUUACCAGUUAUGGUAUUUAUCUACGGAGGCUCAUUCACCCAAGGCUCGGGAAACUUUUUUUUACCAGACUUUCUUUUGCAGCACGAUGUUAUAUUGGUAACGUUUAACUACAGAUUAGAAGUAUUGGGUUUUUUAUCGCUUGAAACGCCAGAUGUACCUGGAAAUGCAGCAAUGAAAGAUCAGGUAGCUGCUCUUCGUUGGGUUCAGAAUAACAUAGCUCAAUUCGGAGGUGAUUCAAAUAGCGUCACGUUAUUUGGCGAAAGUGCAGGUGCAUCGUGUGUCUCUUUGCACCUGUUGUCUCCAAUGUCAAGAGGAUUGUUUCAUAAGGCCAUAGCCCAAAGUGGAACAUACGACUUAGUUCAAGCGGUAGGUGCGAAAGAAAGAGCCUUUCGUGCUGGAAAAAUUCUUGGAAUUGAAACAAAUGAUGUUCUAGUUCUACUCGACUACUUCCGAAGUCUUAAUGCAAAUGCUCUUACUAAUUUAACUGCAGCAACAUUUACUCCCGAUGAAAUAUAUAGAGGAUUACCGGCAAAAUUUUUACCAGUCGUUGAAAAAACCUUUCCUAAAGUAGAAGCGUUUCUUAACGAGGUACCAGAAAAGCUUCUUCUUGAAGGUAAAGUGAAUAGAGUACCACUAAUGAUUGGAUAUAAUUCAGGAGAAGGAUUAGUGAUUGUUAAAUAUCAUGUUACUAGGUUAGAUGUUUAUAACAAGGAACCGUCGUUCUAUGUGCCUAGAGAAAUAGUUGAAAAAAUUACAAAAAAACAGUUGAUAGAUUUUGGCGACAGAAUCAAAAGGUUCUAUGUUGGAAAUAGAAAUAUAACUGAGAAUGAUUUAAAUACAAUAUGUGACAUGCAAACGGAUAUCAAUUUCGCGUAUAAUACUCAUAGAUUUGCACAUUUGUAUACGGAGUUGUGUGAAUCCACGUAUAUGUACAGAUUUAAUUUUGACACUGAUCUAAAUGUUCUGAAAAUUGCUUUAGGACUGACCAAUUUGAAAGGCGCUAGUCAUGGUGAUGAACUUUUCUACAUAUUUUAUAAUUACUUAAAUGAAAGAGCUUAUCAAAGUCAAGAGAAACUGAAAAACAUCGUGUAUAAAGUAACGAAAUUAUGGACAGAUUUCGCUAAAACUGGUCGUCCAACUUUGGAUAACCACCUUGGAGCUAUCUGGGAACCUUAUACAAUUGAAGGAAAAGAGUUCUUCAAUAUUGAAGAGCCCUUUUCAUUGGGACACUAUGCAGAUAAACAAAGGAUGCAAUUUUGGGAUGAACUUUACACUGAGGCUGGCCUUCUACAUAUAUCUGGAAAAUAAUUAAUACAUGUUUAUAUUGU
Messenger RNA from Vanessa tameamea, 1800 nucleotides. Its product is annotated as esterase E4-like. NCBI's taxonomy places the organism in Eukaryota, Metazoa, Arthropoda, Insecta, Lepidoptera, Nymphalidae. Bases 104 to 1780 code for a protein of 558 amino acids. The record is from RefSeq and is a predicted model, not a curated record. The transcript has 4 exons.